AUGUUGGGCCUUGCAUUGGUGGCCGCCAUUGUCGUGGCUUUGGGGCUCUUUGUGGGCGUGAAAUCGCUCGUGGGCCACAGAUCUGACGCAUGGAUGGUGUUUCUCGGCUCGGGCGGCCACACGGGCGAGAUGAUGCGCCUCUUGGACAACCUUUCCGUCACCCGUCCGGCCCACCUACUGGCAGUGUACAGCCAGGGCGACGACAUGUCUCGGAAACGGGCGCUGUCGCUAGACGCUAAGAUGUUUGCAGUGCCGCGGGCCCGCAAGGUUGGCCAAGGGUGGGCCAGCUCUGCACUUUCGAGCCUCUACAGCCUGUGGUUCAGUUUCGGCGUAGUUGCCAAAGCCAAUCCUCGUCUGCUGCUGGUCAACGGACCUGGGACAUGCGUAAUUUUAGCUGCAUGUGUCGUACUACUGAAACCGUUUGGUGUUCAAACGACUAUCGUCUAUGUGGAAUCGCUUGCCCGCGUCUCGUCUCUGUCGCUUUCCGGAAGACUGCUCUAUCCGGUCGCCGACGCCUUUGUGGUGCAGUGGCCUCAGCUCGUGCAGAAAUACCCCAGAGCGAAAUAUAUCGGCAUGCUAGUCUAA
Molecule: messenger RNA, 585 nt
Organism: Wickerhamiella sorbophila
Lineage: Eukaryota; Fungi; Ascomycota; Dipodascomycetes; Dipodascales; Trichomonascaceae
Product: UDP-N-acetylglucosamine transferase subunit ALG14
Exons: 1
Coding region: 1-585 (194 amino acids)
Biological process (GO): dolichol-linked oligosaccharide biosynthetic process
Cellular component (GO): UDP-N-acetylglucosamine transferase complex
Source: RefSeq, a predicted model, not a curated record